CGGUGUUGAUCUGACCGUGCUAAUUUAAUCCCUUUCUGAUUGAUUUCUAGGAUCAUGGAGGAGGAGGAAGCAGCCAUGGGAGGCUAUGAAGACGUGAGGCACUCCGAUGUCUCCACGGAUCUGUACAGCUCGCAGUUUGAGAACAUCCUGGACAACGCGUCUCUAUACUACAGUGCGGAGUCACUGGAGACCCUCUAUUCCGAGCCUGACAGCUACUUCAGCUUCGAAAUGCCGCUCACUCCGAUGAUCCAGCARCGCAUGAAGGAGGGCAGCCACUUCCUCGAAAGGACUUCAGCCUCGGCACAGCAGGAGGUCUUUAGGCUUCCCACUGAAGGGGAGCUGAAGAGUCACCACGAAGGGAUCUCCAAUGGCUUAAGAGGUGCAAGUGAAACUCUCUUCAAAGGAGACGUCACAGAAGUUCCUCACUUGGACAGCAAUGCAAGGCUGCAGAAUGUGCUGCUAGAGGCCGGCGCCGUCAUGGGGAGCAGCGAGCCCCGGGAGAAGGACGUCGCGGGAGCGCUCGGAUGCGACCUCAGCAACGGCGGCAGCAGCAGCGUGGAGGCAGCCCGGCGCCUGGCCAAGCGCCUCUACUGCCUGGACAGGUUCAAACGCUCCGACGUGGCAAAGCACCUGGGCAAAAACAAUGAGUUCAGCAGGCUGGUGGCUGAGGAGUACCUUAAGUUUUUUGAUUUCACGGGGAUGACGCUGGACAACUCGCUGAGGAGUUUCUUCAAAGCCUUUUCACUUAUUGGAGAAACUCAGGAACGAGAGAGAGUUUUAAUCCACUUCUCCAGCAGAUACUAUCAGUGUAACCCAAACACCAUUUCGACUCAAGAUGGGGUUCACUGCCUCACGUGUGCCAUGAUGCUGCUGAACACUGACCUGCAUGGCCAUAACAUUGGGAAGAAGAUGACCUGUCAGGAGUUCAUUGCUAAUCUCCAGGGGAUGAAUGAUGGCAAAGAUUUCCCUAGGGGGCUAUUGAAGGCCCUCUACAAUUCGAUCAAGAAUGAGAAGCUUGAAUGGGCAGUGGACGAAGAAGAGAAAAAGAAAUCUCACUCAGAUGGUACUGAUGAAAAGGAUAACGGGAACCAGACAAAAGCUGUUGGUCGCAUUGGCAACUCCAAUAAUCCAUUCUUAGACAUCCCUCACGACCCCAACGCUGCUGUGUAUAAAACAGGAUUCCUGGCUCGAAAAAUCCAUGCAGAUAUGGAUGGAAAGAAAACUCCCAGGGGGAAGCGAGGCUGGAAAACCUUUUAUGCUGUGCUGAAGGGAACAGUCUUGUACUUGCAGAAGGAUGAAUAUAAACCAGAGAAGGCUUUAUCAGAGGAAGAUCUGAAGAAUGCAGUGAGUGUGCAUCACGCUCUGGCAUCCAAGGCAACGGACUAUGAGAAGAAACCUAACGUUCUCAAGCUUAAAACAGCAGACUGGAGGGUCCUGCUCUUCCAAGCUCAGAGCCAAGAAGAAAUGCAGGCCUGGAUCAACAAGAUUAAUUGUGUGGCUGCCGUCUUCUCUGCACCACCGUUUCCAGCUGCAAUUGGGUCUCAGAAGAAAUUCAGUCGCCCACUCCUGCCAGCCACCACAACAAAGCUAUCUCAGGAUGAACAGCUGAAAUCCCAUGAAGCUAAGCUGAAGCAGAUCUCUACUGAGCUUGCCGAGCACCGCUCCUAUCCUCCUGACAAGAAGCUCAAAGGCAAGGAAGUUGAUGACUAUAAGCUGAAGGAUCACUAUCUGGAGUUUGAGAAAACUCGCUAUGAGAUCUAUGUUGGCCUGCUGAGAGACGGGGUGAAGGAGCUGCUGAGCGGGGAGAACGACGGGCCAGGCCUGAAGAAAUCCCACUCGAGCCCCUCGUUGAAUCAGGAGUCCCCAGUCAGUGCCAAGGUGAAACGCAACGUCUCGGAGAGGAAGGACUACAGGCCAGAAACACCCAGCGUUAAGCAGAAGGUCACUUAGGGGAUAAAUGGCAACCAGGGGAACGUCCAUGCAGCAGAGUACCGGUGGUCAAACAUUUUUUUUUUCCUUUGAUAAGCUGUCAUUCACAAAAAUAAGUGCAUCUGCCUGAAUGGGGUGUUAGUGACAUUUUCUAUUGUAUAUUUUGUUGUUUCUGUACAGAUUGUGGGAGAUGUCUUUGCUCCUGAUUUGCUUUGCUUUGUUAAUUUAUCCUUUAGCGACUGAAGCACAUCCUUGGGGAUUUUUUUUGUAUUGUUCUGUUUCUAAAGGAGCUUGAGCGGAGGGGAAGACUGCUGUGACUUAUUAUCUGUCUCUUCCCYUUUUAUCUCCUCCCAUUGGCACGUGGCUUUCAUCUCUCAAGUCACUUGCCACUUUAUUUACGUGGUCGGUGGGAAGUGUAACUGGACAAAUGCUGCAGCGUUGUGAAUUCAGGCUGUUGCUGUGAGAGAUGCGUGCACAUAGGCAGCUGCAGGAGGCUGCUUAGAGCCUAGGAUGCUGGAAAUGGUGUUUUCCUGACAAUGCAGAGCAGAUGGUACUGAUGCUCGGCCGUGGGUGCUUCAGUAACUAAGGCGCUGUUGCUUGUGGUUGUGACAUUGACCCCCGGACCCAAAACUGCGAAGGAAGGAAGCCUGGAAGUCGCUGGGGUUGUCGGGAUGUCAGCAUUGGAAUCAUUUGUUUCUCUUUCCUCGCCAAAAGUCUCCUCCCGAGGUAGCAGACUGGGGRAUGUCCAAACCCAUGCUGCCCCUGUGGCCAGGGCUACCCAGCCAGAACGAGCCUGGGCUUUAGUCUUAUUUGCAAAGAGGCUACUGUAGAUGCUAGCCAUUAUAAGUAUUGUGUUUUAAAGACAAAGGGUGUUUGUGUAGUUUUUAACUAUACUUUCUCACUUAGCUGCUAUAUAGAGAGCCUUACAAUAUAUCAUUCAUCCAUGUUCCCCCUUCCAGGAGUUUCCGUGUCUGUAUGCACAGAUAUUUGCAAAUUCUCUGCUAGAGACAGAGUAUUUUGCCUUUUCUCUUCAGGAAGGGAUUCUCCUCCGCUAUCUGUUUCCCUGCUGCAGCCCGUGUUGGAGCAGAAGAGGCUGGUGCAGGCUGGAGAAGGGGGCAGGUUGUGCCCUGGGGGGCAGUGCCAUCCUGGCUGCUCCGGCCUGSGUUCUGCGGGACAGAGCAGCCGGAGAUUUGGCACCUCCUGUCCUGCCCUGCAGCUCCAACACGUCCCACCGUGGGCUGCGAGGGGCCCGCUCAGCACGGAGAGGCAGGAAUGCGGCUCAAGAUUUCUGUACCUCAGCACCCCCUCUUUGCUCCACAGCUGCCUGUGUGGUCGCCAGUCUGGGCACUUGUGUGCAGGGAUUAGGAAGAUGACACAGAAAUGCUUCUUUUGCUUUCAGCCCCUGCAGCUUUGAGCACGCUGUGGAGAGCACACACGCACCCGGUACUUAACACCCUGGGUUUUAAUCUCAGGUUUGAUACUGGCCUGCUGAGYGAGCUCAGGCAGGUCUCUUCUCCCUUUAUGCCUCACACAUCUCGUAUGCAGAAUAGUUUAACCAUGCUGGCCUUUUCCACAGAGCAUCUUGAGAGGUUCUGUUAGAGUAUCAGAUGAGAAUUGUUGCUAUUAUAUUUUUUUGUUGUGCCUGGCUCAGGUCAGCCUUCCUGCAGGAUACAAUUUGCAAUGAUAAGUCAAGACCAAGAAAUGUGCUGGUACUUCCAACCCCCACUAAUUUUAGGACCACACCAAUAUCUCUGUCACAGCAAGUACCACAGGAGCAGGUUCACRCCCUGCUAGAACCAAGUCAGUUCUCACCACUGCGCCUGGAGCCAAAGCUGCAGAAGAAAUACAAUGUGGACAUGGAAUUUCCCCUCCCUGGAAGGGGUGCUUUGGAUUGCUCGCUGUCCUGUGGUGGAUCAACACCCAGCUGCAGCUGGUAGUUGAGAACAGCCCCAAGAGCGGCUGCACCGGGAGGAAUGAAUCCUCAUUGGGAAUGCUGGAGGCACUUGGUCAAGCAGAAAGCAUCUGUCCUCUUGGGUAUCACACUUCAUGGCACGUGUGGAGCUGCGUGGAGUGGAGACAGAAACAAGAGUGGAGACAGAAACAAGAAGUGCACAUUGGCAGAUGAGCCCCGCUGUGGCCCCUGCAGGAAGGUUCUCUAGGUGGACACUCGAAGGCAGCCUGGAACAUGCCCAGCAGCCUGUAGUGAUGGAAGUGCAGCGCUCUUACAGGCAAAGAGGUGGCAAUUAACUUUCCUUCCAGCUUUUGAGAUAUUCCAGCUGUUCUAGACUGCAGUUGAAAUGCUGAGCUCACAAAGGAAAUGAUUCCUGUAAAAGGUGUUUGCAGCCUUGGCACAGAAACUGGUUAAUUCAUCUUCAAAGUCAUUGCAGAGGAGAUGAUCAGAAGCAGUAUGAAAAGUUGAAUAGUGAACUGCAAAAGUGUGUGUUUUUUUAAUUUAUUUUUUCAGUCUUCAUUAUUUAUUCUAUAUUUCCAUGUAUACUUGUAAACGGAUUGUGGCCUAUUUUUCAUGUCUCACACAAGCUUGGCCAAUGCAGCUCUUCACUGCAGUUUUUAGCUAUUAAAUAUUUGCUGAGCUUAGAGCACGUGGGUGAGACUGUCGAGGUGUGCGAAUUAGUCACCAGAACUUGCCCGGUUCUGCACGCUGCAAUUAAUGCCAUUUUGCUCAGUAGCUUUGUGAACUGCCCGYGCCC
Molecule: messenger RNA, 4637 nt
Organism: Nothoprocta perdicaria
Lineage: Eukaryota; Metazoa; Chordata; Aves; Tinamiformes; Tinamidae
Gene: PSD3
Product: pleckstrin and Sec7 domain containing 3
Exons: 13
Coding region: 55-1950 (631 amino acids)
Biological process (GO): regulation of ARF protein signal transduction
Molecular function (GO): protein binding; guanyl-nucleotide exchange factor activity; phospholipid binding
Source: RefSeq, a predicted model, not a curated record